AUGCCAGACGCGAAGACGAGAUGCCACAUCGAGAUUAGACAGUCGUGGAAUGAAGAUACGGCAGCACGAACCGCACCCACCACCGCCCACCGCAUAGUGCUCAUGACUCAUCCACCACAAACCACACCAAUAUUCCCGCCCACCCUCGCCACUCUCACCACCUCACACAUCGCCGCGCUCUCCGGCCUCAGUGCGUACCUAGACCUAUGGAGCACAUCCGCCGCGCACCGUGAGGUAUGCGACGACCUCUCGCCACGGCCGGUGUUGACGCGCCUGCUGGAGAAGGAUAUCGAGCGCAUCAUCGAGAUGCAGGGCUGGGCUGUGCUCGGCGACUGGCUGGUUCGCAUCAUGAUCUGCUUGAAGGCCUUUGGGUUUCACAAGGGGACGGAGAAUCAAAAAGCCUUGUGGCGCGCGGUCAGGAGGGAGGCGAAGAGGCUGGGGGUGGGGGCUGAGGAGCGGGCGGAGGGGUGA
Molecule: messenger RNA, 471 nt
Organism: Tricharina praecox
Lineage: Eukaryota; Fungi; Ascomycota; Pezizomycetes; Pezizales; Pyronemataceae
Exons: 3
Coding region: 1-471 (156 amino acids)
Source: RefSeq, a predicted model, not a curated record